AUGGCUGAAAUAGCAGCUGGAGUUGUGAGACUAUCAUCCUCAACAUCACCAUUUUCUUGGCCUUACAAACUCUCUUCAACGUCAAUUUUUUCCAAGAUUGAUCGUAUAUGUGAACAAGCCUUAAACUCCCCUUCUUCGCUUAUUCCAGCCAAACAAACCUUGCAAUUUCCAGUUCCCAGGCCAAAUUUUUGCCAAAAUCAAUCUUGCUUGUCACAUCCCUCGGCCCUCUAUGCAACCUUGAAUAGCGCAAGGGGCUUUGGUCAACCUCCAAAGAGAAGCAAAAAGACCAAGAAAUCAAAGCCAGUCAAAGAUGAAGAUGACGACGACGAUGAUGAUGAAGAAGAAGAAGAACCAGAUGCUGGGGUAAUACCCGAAGUUGUGACCAACAGGAUGAUGACCAGGAUGGGAGUCUCAGUGGGGGCUCCAUUGUUUGUUGGGCUGUUGUUCUUCCCAUUCUUCUACUAUCUCAAAGUUGGUUUGAAGAUUGAUGUGCCUACAUGGGUGCCUUUUAUUGUGUCAUUCUUCUUCUUCGGGUCUGCCUUACUAGGUGUGAGUUAUGGUAUUGUGUCCUCCAGUUGGGAUCCAAUGAGAGAAGGAUCAUUUUGGGGUUGGAAGGAGGCUAAAAAGAACUGGCCUGUUUUUUGGCAGUCUCUCCGGGGGAGACCUAGCAAGAAGUAG
Messenger RNA from Dovyalis caffra, 678 nucleotides. The record is from the annotation of a GenBank genome assembly. NCBI's taxonomy places the organism in Eukaryota, Viridiplantae, Streptophyta, Magnoliopsida, Malpighiales, Salicaceae.